Molecule: messenger RNA, 660 nt
Organism: Striga hermonthica
Lineage: Eukaryota; Viridiplantae; Streptophyta; Magnoliopsida; Lamiales; Orobanchaceae
Source: the annotation of a GenBank genome assembly
AUGGGAAUCCUCUUCAAGGAAGACAAAUCUCCGACCAAGAGACCUGUGGUAGUGGUCGUCGUCCCAAGAUGGGUUAAGGCCCUGUUUUUCCUAAUCACCAUGCUCAUCUCUCUCCUCCUGUUCUCCGCCCCCGUCCUGCUUGUCAUCGCCGACGCGCUACUCCCCUCCGCCUUCAUGUCCGCCGCGCUCCGGCCGGCGGCGGCGCCGCCGCUAGGCCUGCGCGCAAUUUCCGACCAGCUCAGCAGCUACGACUUCCGGAGCUCGCUCGUCGAUAUCCCCAUCGUCUCUGUGAUCCGCUCCGCGAUCAUACUGUGUGUUUACAGCUUUUGCGACGGGCCGAGGUUGUCGAACGGGCCGUACCUGGGCGUCGCCACCGCGUGCUCGGCGGCGUCGCUGGUGUUCGUGUCGCUGAAAGCUUCGUACGUGUUCGUGAGCGGCGGCGGUUAUUGGGAAUCGACCGGGUACGUGAGGGCGAUGGUGGCGGCGAUGUUUGUAUCGUCGCUGGGGCUGGCGGUUGGGCACGUGGUGGUGGCCUACCGGACUAGCUGUAGAGAGAGGAGAAAGCUUCUCGUCUACAAAAUUGAUAUUGAAGCUGUUUCAGCAUGCAAGAAUGGAUUUCCUAGAUACCAAAAAAUACUCCAAGAAGCCAGAAAAAAGUGA